This is a messenger RNA of Staurois parvus, 864 nucleotides long. The record is from the annotation of a GenBank genome assembly. Lineage: Eukaryota; Metazoa; Chordata; Amphibia; Anura; Ranidae.
AAUGAUACACUCUGCAUUGUUUCACCAUCCUCUGAGUUUCCCAAAGGAUUAUUCACAGAACAGGAGAGAAAAGAUGGUGGGAUUGUCAUUCAUUUCCUAGUCAUACUAUACAUGUUUCUGGCUGUGUCCAUCGUUUGUGAUGGAUACUUCAUCCCUUCCCUAGAAAUCAUCAGUGAACGCCUUGGCCUCUCCCAGGAUGUGGCUGGAGCUACUUUCAUGGCCGUGGGAAGCUCUGCACCAGAAUUCGUCACUGCAUUUCUAGGUGUGUUUGUCACCAAAGGGGACAUUGGAAUCAGCACUAUUGUUGGAUCGGCUGUAUACAACCUCCUUGGGAUAAGUGCUGCUUGUUGUUUAUUAUCAACUGCGAUAGCAAGGCUGUCUUGUUGGCCCUUAUUUCGAGACUGUGUGGCAUAUGCAGUCAGUGUAGGAGCAGUAAUUGGAAUAACUUUUGACAACAAAAUUUAUUGGUAUGAAUCUGCUUCAUUGCUUUUGGUGUAUGCACUCUACAUUGCGAUGUUGUGCCUUGAUAUUCGAAUUAGUCAGUACAUGAUGAGGAAGUUAAGUCCUUGCUGUAGAUGUUUUGCGGAGGCAUUAGAAGAGGGUACUGAGCAGCAGCCCUUGCUGGGUUGGAAAGAGGAGAGCGUACGUGUAGUUCGCCAUCAUUCCCGCUCAGAUAGUGGUAUCUUUCAGGAAGACUCGGAUUAUUCUCAGCUCUCAAUGAGUUUACAUGGACUUAAUGAGCUUUAUGAAGAUCCUCCAAGUGUGUUUGCAAUGCCUGACGAAGAUUUGAAAAGAAUAGUCUGGAUGGUGACCAUACCUGUCCUGACCUUGGCUUAUCUCCUGGAUUUCCUUUUUGUCUCCUGA